AUGCCGGGCUGGCACCUCUGGGGGAGGCAGCCCCCUCUCACCCUUCUUGCCCCGCCCCCCCACAACAACAAUCUGGGGGCAGGAGAUGUUGCAGGCACAGGGAGGGGGCUGCAGGAAGAAACAGCACCACCAGCUCUGACAGGCAUCUUGAGAUCGGUCAUUAGUGGUCUGACGAGUGUCAUCUUGAUCCUUUUAGAUCAGGAGACACUCAACAAACCCAUGUUUGAAAUGUGCUUUUCAAAAUACUCGCUCUCAAAGUCCUUCAGGAUGCAGGCGUCCAUCGCGGGGCCCAGGGUGGAGCCAACAGCAGACAAAACGUGUGGAGCAUCCCGGCUCUCCUGCGUGCCGCAUGAAGAACAUGGCGUCAGCCCGGAGAGCCCUGAGGGACGGCGUCUAAAUGAGAUGCUGCAGGGGAUAAGGCAGCUUGUGGCGGGCACCAGCAGGCAUCGCUUCGUCUGGGGUUGUCUGCCCAGCAGCUCUGCCUCCCGAGUGCAGACCCUGCCCCUUUCUGCGGGGCCCCUGCCCAGAGCCAGAGCUGGAGCCCUACAGAGGAGGCCACCGCGCACCCGUUCCGCUCCGUCGUCUCAUGUGGGACACACUCCAGCCCAGCGGGAAGCUCCGGACUCCACUCCCGUGGUCCCACCUCAGCGCUGCCAGCUCCGAGCGUCCAAUUCAAGGUCGCCAGGACCCCCUAAACGAGGGCUCCACUCGGGUCUGGCAGCCGUCACCGCCCGGCGGGACGUUUGGAGAGAGUGUUCCCGGCGGCCCAGCGAAUGCCACGCCGGGCUCGGCUCCCAGCGCCGCACAGCAGCGCCGUGCGCUCCGGAGACUCGAAGAGUCAGAACGAAGGGGGCGGACAGAGGCUGGCGGCAGCUCCUCCCUCGCGGGCGUGGGCAGCGCUUUCGGUUUGCGGCGGCCCCGAGUGUGCACUCCGCGCCCCUUCCGCGCGCCCACCGGCGCUCCCGAGGGGCAGGGCGGGUGGCACCCAGAGCCGCCGGCGAGGGCGCCCGGAGCAGGGUUGGAGGGCAGGGGUCGCGGAGAGGGGCCGGGAGGAAGGGAGGCUUGCCUGGCAGUGGGGGCCGGCCAGGGUCUGGCGAAGCCGAGCUAGGGGCGCGCGUCGUCGGGGGAGCCCGGGACGCGGCCUCCCCUGGGACCUGGCGGGCGUCGCGCGUCCAUGCGGACUGCUGGGUGGCCCGGGCCCUGGCCGCGGCCCCCUAUGGAGCCCUCGAGGGGUGA
Rangifer tarandus platyrhynchus (Svalbard reindeer) is the source of this 1236-nucleotide messenger RNA. NCBI's taxonomy places the organism in Eukaryota, Metazoa, Chordata, Mammalia, Artiodactyla, Cervidae. The record is from the annotation of a GenBank genome assembly.